Messenger RNA from Aureobasidium subglaciale EXF-2481, 2391 nucleotides. RefSeq lists its product as uncharacterized. Gene Ontology annotation, cellular component: mitochondrial membrane. The record is from RefSeq and is a predicted model, not a curated record. The transcript has 5 exons. NCBI's taxonomy places the organism in Eukaryota, Fungi, Ascomycota, Dothideomycetes, Dothideales, Saccotheciaceae. Bases 1 to 2391 code for a protein of 796 amino acids.
AUGAGUGACAGCAACGCCCCCGAUCUGUCCAUUGUGGGUGAUCGCCUAACACUGCAUCCACCUGGUAUAGUCCAGGACCAAGAAACGCCUCUCCUGACUUCAUAUGCUCGAUUUCGUUCAGCCCCCUUGGACUUUCUGCGCGAGGUCAGCUUGUAUCUUUCUGGUACUGGUUGGCGAUCGUACGAUGAUUUCAUUGGCCGCAAUAUCUUCUACAAUGGCUUCAGUGACCACAUCAAAGCCUUGGUCUUGAAGAAUCCUCGACUGCAAGCUAGGAUAUCUGAGCUGACCCACAAAAGACUUGAUGUUGAGUUAGCUGAGGGAACUCUUCCUGCUUACAAGGUUGAUGAUAGACGCAAGGAAAUGGAAGCCCAGCUGGUCCAGGUUGCAGACUCAUGGACUGACCAGAUGAUCUGCAAGAUGGACAGCAGAAGAUUUAUCCGUGGUGCCUACUACUUCGCGACUCAGCUUCUUACCCGGGCCUAUCAUCAAGGUAUUCACGUCUCCAGUGAUGAGGUCCUACGCCUUCGAAAAGUCGCCAAGGAAGCAGAGAGAAAGAAACAAUCCAUCAUCUUCCUGCCGUGUCAUCGCUCUCACGUUGAUUACGUCUCAUUACAACUUAUCUGUUAUCGUCUUGGACUUGCUUUACCCAUCGUCGUUGCCGGAGAUAACCUCAACUUCCCUGUGGUCGGACCUUUCUUACAGCAUGCUGGUGCAAUGUGGAUCCGCCGUAGCUUUGGCGAUGAUGCAUUAUACACGACUCUCGUACAAGCAUAUCUGGACACCUUGUUGCAAGAAGGACACAACUUCGAGUGCUUUGUCGAGGGUGGCCGUUCUCGUACAGGAAAGCUUCUGCAGCCGAAAUUUGGUAUCUUGAGCUUCUUGCUUGAAAGUGUGCUGUCUGGCCAGGUGGAAGACGCUAUAAUCUGUCCCGUGAGUACGCAGUACGACAAGGUUAUUGAAGUUGACUCAUACAUCUCGGAACUUCUUGGUCAACCUAAGCCUAAAGAGUCUCUGGGAAACUUCUUGUCAUCUUCUUCAGUGCUCUCUCUCAAACUUGGCCGAGUCGACGUUCGGUUCCACGAGCCAUGGAGUCUGCGUGAUUUUAUCAAUGAGCAAAAGGUCCGUUUGACUACUCUACCACCUCAGAUGAAAACUCCUGGAGACAUUAUCCUCAAACGUCGUCUCCUCACCACGCUAGGCUACAAAGUUCUGUCCGAUAUCAACGCAGUGUCCGUUGUCAUGCCCACAGCUCUGGUCGGAACCGUUCUUCUCACUCUCCGUGGACGAGGAGCUGGAAAAUCAGAACUCGUCCGCAGAGUUGACUGGCUGGCCGAAAGAGUAAAGAAGCAAGGCGGUCGUAUUGCUCAUUUCUCUGGUCUCCCAACAUCUGUCGUUGUCGAACGAGCUUUGGAAGUGCUUGGCCAAAAUCUGGUCGGCGAGUACAAGAACUUGCCCGAAAAGACGUACUACGCUGCGGAUCGUUUCCAACUCAGUUUCUACCGUAACAUGACUAUUCAUUUGUUCGUGUCGGAGGCACUUGUGAGUGCAGCAUUAUACACCAAGGUGAAGCUUGGUGGUGGCCCAGAGUACCAAAGCAUUUCAUACAAUGAUCUGUACGAUUACGUCUACUUCCUCUCACAGCUCUUCCGUGGCGAAUUCAUCUUCCCGACGACACCUUUGGCAGAGAAUCUGACCAACACGUUGACUGGACUUGAGGCAGAUAAUAUCAUUGCUGUUAACAGAUCCCACAACGACGGCAGCACGAUUGAGUCCAUCUCACUUGAUGAGUCAGAACGUCUCUCAGGUCGCGAGAAUUAUGACUUCUACUGUUUCCUUAUCUGGCCUUUCAUUGAAGCCAGUUGGUUAGGUGCUAUAAGUCUUCUGAUGCUUACACCUCCUCUCACAAACGCCGCACAGCAGACUUCGCUACCACUCAAUAGCGCUGUUACACAAGCACAAAGACUAGGCAAAACCUUGUAUGCCCAAGGUGAUAUAUCGUACCUCGAAGCAGUCAACCGCGAGACACUACGCAAUGCAUACACAAGGUUCGCCGAAAGCGGCAUCAUAUUUAUCACGUCGCCAUCUAAAGAUGGCAAGAUUCCUGCGGCUGUCUACCUCACAACAGAGUGGAUGCCUGAGAGAGCAGAGGAUGGACAAAUCAGAGCUGAAGGAAAGCUGUGGGAAUACUGCGAAAGCAUCAGCAAAGCGAGAAGAGAAGGAAAGAACAGACGAGAUGGAAACACUGUUGUUAGGAGAAUCUUCGGUCUGGUGGAUCUGGUCGGCACAGGCUUGUGGAAGGACGCUGAGCCAGCCAAGGCGGCUCUUCCUGUCAAAGGGGAUGCAGAGUGGAAAGCAAAGAGGAGAGAGAUCAAAACUGCACCUAAGCUAUAA